Messenger RNA from Zingiber officinale, 2028 nucleotides. RefSeq lists its product as uncharacterized. NCBI's taxonomy places the organism in Eukaryota, Viridiplantae, Streptophyta, Magnoliopsida, Zingiberales, Zingiberaceae. The coding region runs from base 1185 to 1913 and encodes 242 amino acids. The transcript has 2 exons. The record is from RefSeq and is a predicted model, not a curated record. Gene Ontology annotation, molecular function: protein binding.
UUGGGGGUAAUAUCAACUCAUGGACCUAGACAGGUUGAUUAGAUCCAUUUCACUAUGAGUUUCUAAGGCUGUAAGGAGUCUAAGAGUGUCCUCAAUUGCUUAUUUCGGUCUUUCCGAAGGUAUUGCAAUAUUACGCUAACUUUUAGCUAGAACAUGGCCCUAGUGUCUGAGAAAUCAGUUCCACAGUGGGCCUGAUCUAAAUUAGAUCAGACCCGGAGGAUAUAAAUGAGUACUUCCACAGGUCUGGUUUGAUUCAAAUCAGACUCAACAUGAGUUUUUUUUCUUAGAUACUAGGACCAUAUUUUAGUUGAAAGUAACAUAACAUUGUAUUACUUCCGAAAAGACCAAAAUAAGUAAUAGAAGAUAUCGCUGGACUCCUUGCAACCUUAGAAAUUCAUAGGAUUUGAAAUAUGUCUAAUAAGACUUGUCUAGAUUCAUGAGUAGAUUUUAAUCGAAAUUCACUAUUGACCUAGACAAUUCUGAUUGAAACUAUUUUAGGUGUUGUGGAUUUUUGAAUUUGUAAAGAAUUUAACAAUUUUCUUCAUUAUUUAUUUGAGGUCUAUUCAUGAUAACAUUACAUUUAUAAUAAACAAAGAAGUAUGAUAAUUACGGAGUUCAAUGUCAUAUAACGGAAAGAGAGGAGUGAGAAACAUAAGGUCAUGUGCAUCAGAACAAUAAAAAUUAAUUUUGAAUUAGAUUUUUAAAAAAUAUGAUUCCGAUGCAUUGAAGAUUGACAUGUUUAAAAUUAAUAGGGGUGAGAGGGAAAGGUCAAUCCAAAUCAUUUUUAAAAAAUUUCAAAUAAGCAAGCCUCUUUUUUGUGAAUUCGAGAAGAUUAAAACUCCUAAAUUAUAUUUCAUUUAAAAAAAAUAUUUUAAAAUAUCGGAAGCCUCUUACAAACUAAAUUUUUGUUGCUACAUAAAUUACAAAAAACUAAUGAAACGAUGAAUCCCUGCGUGAUCUUGGAGAAGAAGUGUACUUUUUUUUUUAUAUAUAUACCGCGGACAAACAGAUGGAGACAAAGUGGCCAACACCCUUCUUGUCUCUAUCUCCUUCCGACAUCUCCUAAAUUAACACCUUCCUCUUACUUUCUUUUGAUUUCCUUGUUUUUUUAUUGCUUAAUCACAAAGCGUCAGAGUUUGAGAUGUUAUGCAAAAUAAUUGGCCAAAGUUUAAUUUGGACGAAGGAUGUCGUAUAUAUCUUGGGAAUGUUGCGUUAACAGUGGCACCUUCAGCUACUGCUUCCUGCUUCCUUCUUCCUUCUUCCUUCCAUGGAUGUUUUCUUUUCCUUCCCAAACCAUUCCCAAAGGCUCCUUCCUUAGUUACUCUGCUUUUCCUCUUUUUUGUCUCUCGCUUUUUCUCUCGAUGACGGCUCCCAACAUUGAGAUGAUUGCGGCUUUGCUUCGGAGCUGCACGGUGGGGAGGGAGCGAGGUCUACGUUCUCCGGCGACGCAUCUCGUCGGCGGAAGCCCAGAAAGCGUCUCCGUGGAGCUCAACUCGGAGACGGCGCUGCCUUUCCACUGGGAGCAGUGUCUCGACAUGCAGACAGGGGAAGUCUACUACUUCAACCGGGAGACCGGAACCAGGACGAGCAAAGACCCCCGAGCCGCCGCCGCCUACUCGUCGAGCUAUCAUUCUGAGGAAGACGUCUCCUCGUCCUCCGACGACAGCUUCUCCGGCGUCGCCAGCGGCGGCAGCAGCAGCAGAAACGACAACGAGGACAGCAGCGACAGCACCGCCAACUCCUGUCUCACCUCCAUCUCCUCCUCCUCCCCUUCCCGGGCGACCGCCGCCGAGCCUCUCGUCUCCGCCGGAUGUCGGUCCUGCUUCAUGUACUUCAUGGUCCCCAAGAGCGACGACUCCUGCCCCAAGUGCAGCGGCCGCCUCCUCAAGCUCGGCCGCCACGGCAACGUCUGAACCACUCACUUCUUCAAACUCCAGUCUCAAUUCCUCUGUACUUUGGAUCGAUCCAACGAGAAAAAAAGAUCCAACUUUUAUUCCGUGUUUCUCCAAAUUAAACUGAUUUCUGCAA